CUUUGAUCCGUGAGUAAUGAACAACAUUGAUUCUUGUUAAAUUAGUUUAGAAAUCUUCAUCACGAGUCUCACUCGUCAUUGUACGGCAAAGGGGUUAAUAUUGUAGUUUUUUCAUUUCGCUUAUUCUGCACCUUAAAAUGGUGCGGCAUUCAACGUUUUAAGGAACUUCAAAUAGUAUUACCGAUUUAAAAACACGGUAUACAGUACUACACUGAGUAUUAAGAGUUUUCUACCUAAAACAUUUACUUUCUUCGUUCUGGUUUCAAUAAAACUAUAAGAAACAUUCAAACAUCAGAUGACUCAUCAAAUUUUCGAUCACUAUCGAAAUCUAACAUAGUUUAUACGAGAAACAACCGGAAAAAGAUACAUUUUUCUAAGGAAAGGAAAAGUUAAUAGUAUUUUAGUAAAUACAUGAAAUUUACAAGUUUAAGAGCGAAAUAAUCCUUAUGAAGUAAAACAUAAGUUAGUUGAUGUUAAGGUUAAGAACGAUAGAAAGUUGUAUAGUUAUCGGAAGAAAGAUUAUUUUACGAAAUACGAGAACUAUUUUGGUACACACCUAAGAGCACGUAACUGUGUAAACGGUAAAAUUACUCGAGGGGAUUAAUAGAAAAGUAGUAAGUUGUUAAAAAAGUAUUAGUGAUUCGUACAUCUGCUGGGUCUCCAACCUUCAAGCUGCAAAUGUUCAUGAACUUGGCCAAGUGUUCGAAGUGUUUUGUCAUCUCUGUUGCUAAGAUCAUGUCCACCACUGUCUGACGAACAUGCUUGUACGUAUCUCGUUCCAAAUUCUAGAACACAAGUAUACACCUUACUAUAUACAUUUUUCUAUUUCCAAGCAAAUGAACUCUAAAUCUAUUCUAUUCGACUCACCUUAAAGAUAUUCACGUUGUCGUCGGAUAAUGUUAACUUAAACGUCAGAGCUGCAUGGUGUGACUCAAGCACAGAUAUAUCGUUAUAAAGUAUUGCCAAUUUGUUGUCGGCGUUGCAAAGAAACUGGCUGGAACGAGUUUUUACAGACUAUUUUCGGAAUACGAUUAUUUUGUAACCAGUUUAGCAAAGUAAGUUCACUGUUCAAUGAAAUAAAUGAAUACUUCUGUCGAAUAUUAAUUACUUACAUCAUCAGUGAUACCUUUCUUCUCAGAUCAGUUCGAUUUCAAAUAUAAAAUCAAUUUACUGUUGCAGUUGAAAUUUCAAAAAUGAAACUUAAGUCAACAAUUCAAUGAUAUUUAUUAUAAAGUUACGAUGUAAAUUCGUUCGGUGGAACUGUAGACAACAAAAAUGUCAGUCUAUUCUAUUUUCAAUGUUACGAAUUUUGUUCGGACGAAAAUUUUAUUCCGCCUGGCACCAGAUGUAAAAUUAGAAAGAAAUAUCCAGUAUCUGUAGUCACGCUACAAGAGGGAAAUUAAAUUCUGAGUUUACCUUGAUUUGCCCGGAUGAUCUACGUCAUGAGCAGCAGACGCGAGUAGAGCCGAGACCUCGUCCAGAGGUUCCAGAAUUUGCUUGAGUCUCUCCGACUGCAUAAAUCUGGCGGUUGCUUGAAGGACGUCCGCGGCAUGAGUUGAAUUGUGAUAACUGUUUUGAGAUCUGUAGUUCAUCUCGAUCACGGCCAGCCAGUUCUGUACGAUUUUCUCGUCGCAGCCUAAUCUUGCUGGCACUCGGUAAAGAUUCAUGAUCGUCAUCCCCAGGAAAAGCAGCGGCCUAAAACCAAUGGGGAUUAAAAAUAAGGAAGGGAAACUGAUAGAUACUUCAAUGAAAUCUGAAAACAUCUUUUAAUCUGCUAAAAUUCCGAAGAAAUAGUACAUGCUCUUUGAAAACAAUAUUCUAAUCCGAUAAAAUUCUGAAGAAAACUCUAGCUAUAAUUAGGGUGGUCUGCUGCAUAAAAGGAAAUAUCUUUUUUAACGCUUCGACUGCCAAGUAAACCAUCAAAACUACCAUGCAAUCGAAACAGUUUUCUUAAAGCAAAAACUAAAGAGGCAAGAUUCUUAACGAUUACUUUACUACUUAUAUCUCACACAUUCAAUAAAACUUAGUUCGAUACGUAACCAAGAAAAUGAAUUCAAGAUUACGUUAAAAAUGUCACCCGUAUCCGGGUGACGUGGCAGUUAGUGUUAAUCUGAUCAAGCUUUGAAUAAAGUUUAAAUUUGUAAAUACGACGGUGUGCUCGAAAAAUGAAGAAGAUCAACGGUUCUGAAGUUGAGAUCAAUUUGCCGCUACUUUCGCUUAAAUCCAACGCCACAGGAAUUUAGUAAGAAAUGUUACUUUCACAAAGAUUACCUUUUCUCUGUUAGAACUUCGAGCUUGAAUAUGUCGAAAUUCCAUUCCAUAGAUCUUUCGAGUAUCUCCGCGAUCUCUUGAGGUCCCCUGAAUCCUUUGAUCUGCAUACGCGAACUGCUCGGCGCUGUCGUGACCGCUCGUAGAGUCGACAACCGCGUCGAUUCCGCGGAGGAUCUUCUGGAUUCCCAUGUUCGUCUCGGUGACUGCGUUUCCAUUUAAUAGAAUACAUUUAUGAACGUUGAAAUUUGUUUUAACCCUCUGCACUCGAGAGGUGACUCACUCGCCACUUAAUUCGGUAUAAAAAAUUAUAAAAUUUUAUAAUAUCAAAUUUCGUAUGAUGCAUCAAUGUGUGAAAUAUUGAAACAAAACUUCCUUAUUUAGCUUAUGUUUUCUCAUUGCUUCGUUCCAUAAAAUGUCUAUAUCUCGUCGGAAAAUGUUAUAUUUGGUGACCACUUUUAACUGUAAAGGGUUGACUCAUUCGCGUAGCAGUCGGUUUUUAAAUUUCGUGGACAAGAUGCGCGUAGACGAUGCAGUGUAAAAAUUCAAAGAAUACUUAGAAACUGGAAAUACGGUAUCACAGAGGAAAACGAAAAAUAUGAUGUAUCAAUGAUUAUUAAUACACCACGGUAGAAUUUUGAAAUGCAUACGAAUUUGACACGUUAUUCUGGGCGAAUGGGUUAAGUAGAGAAAAAUGAGAAAUUCUUACAGAAAGCAAAGCACCAAGCAGAUCUGACGCUACGGGGUCGUUGUAAUUCCUGUCAUCUUUAAGAUAUGGCACGUACAGUUCCGUGGUUUUGAGCAUUUCUAUUGCCUGAAAUAAUAAUCAAAGUUCGUGCAUAUUAUUUACACCUGCAGGUGACUGUAAUAUUAUUCAUUUCAGAAAGUAAAGCACUAUUUCAAUGAUUCCUGAGGUGACUAGCUUUUAGUGAAAUGUUAGUGGUAAAAUGAGAAACAUUAUUUGAAAGGGCAUAAAGAAAUGAUUUAAAGUACCGAGGUUUUGUAAGAGAAUAAUUGAAGUUCGACGUUGCAAGUAAUACAAAAAUUGUAAACUUCAGAAAUGUGUAGAGUAUAUUUAAAAAAAUUCUGAUGUUUUUGAAAGUGAUUGUAGGAAAAAUAUAGUACAAAUUGAUUUUGAAUUAAAAGCUGAAACAAAGGGUUUGUUUAAUGAUUACGUCUUGCUUUUUUAAAUAAAUACGAAAACCUUACUUUGUCGAUCUGCGCUGCUGUCUCGGCACUUGUGGCUUCCGUAAUGGCGUUCGAUAGGAGGGUGAUGACUUUCGUUAUAGGCGCCUCUAAUUGCAACGCGUGCAACUUCUGCAAACUGGACCGCCUGCGGCCUAAAUUCAAAACACAAUUUUCAAAUACUGCAAACAGGUUACACUUGAGAAUCUUAUGUCUUUAUCUUUCGAUUGUUGGUCGAUACCGGUUAAACUAUAAAAAUUCUCUGAUUACUUGUUCGAUAUGUUUGCAAUCGUUGAUAGACGUUUCCGAUAACCUAGAUUCUAGCUCUCGAAGUAUUUAUCAAUUUAAGAAAGCAACAGUCUAAGGAAUUAACAAUAGAAUUCUAUAAUGUCUUUAAUACGUCUAAAUUUGAAUGUGAAAUACUAUGAAAGUCGAAGUAAUAUUCCGUUGGAUACUGAAAUUUCAUUAUAAAAAGAGUAGUUUUUUAUCCGCCUCGAAAGAAAAUAUUUGAUUGCUUCGAAGCUCGAACAAUUCGAUUAAAAUACUGCUAUGGCCUAAAUGUGCUUAGAUUGUAAGCUUAAAUUUUAAGGUUCAAAAAGGGUUAAGUAUAGAAAAAAUGAUCAUGCAAGAUACGUGUGUAAAUUGAAUAUUCCUGAAGCAUUUAGAAACACAUUGACAUAAACGAAAAAAAUUAAAUUUGAAGGUUUAAAGGACUAAGUAAAACUAUAAAAUAGAAAAAUAGUUCACGCUGAACUCCCGUGUUACUUGAAUAUUCUUGAAAUAUUUAGAAAUAUGAUCGCAUAUAAGAAAUAAAUGAGACAAAAUUUUAAGGUCUAAGGGUUAAGUAAAAGUAUAGAAAAAGAGGUUCGCUCUGGAACACCUAUUACUUGAAUACUUUUAAAAUAUUUACAAAUAUGAUCACAUGAAAGAAACAAUUCAGACAUUUUAUGGCUUAAGGGUUAAGUAAAAGUAUAGAAAAAAGGUUCGCGCUGAACACCGGUGUUACUUGAAUAUUUUAAAAAUAUUUAGAAAUACGAUCGCAUAUAAGAAAUAAAUGAGACAAAAUUUUAUGGCUUAAGGGUUAGGUAAAAGUAUAGAAAAAAGAUUCGCGCUGGAACACCUGUUACUUGAAUAUUCUUGAAAUAUUUAGAAAUAUGAUCACAUGAAAGAAAUAAAUGAGACAAAAUUUUAUAGCUUAAGGGUUAAGUAAAAGUAUAGAAAAAAAGUUCGCGCUGAACACUGGUUGUUACUCGAAUAUUUUUAAAAUAUUUAGAAAUAUGAUCACAUGAAAGAAACAAGACAACAUUUUAAGGCUUAAAAAGGGUUAAAUAAAAGUAUAGUUACUUGAAUAUUCUUGAAGUAUUUAGAAAUAUGAUCACAUAAAGGGAAAAAAUCAGACAAAUUUGUUAGGGCUUAAAGGGUUAAGUAACAUAUAGAACUAAGUCAAAAUUGGAUCACCCUCGGUGGCGUUGGAUUUAACAUCCGAAGGCCUCCUUGGCGUUGUAGUUAAAGGACCCACUUUCGAGAAGGGUGGUUGCAAAGGGCUGGGCAGUGGACUCAUUGAACUCAGCGGGUCGAUGUUCUCCGACAAGUAGGUCGUGUCAUAUAUGUAUAUGUAAUGAGUCGGUUUCCUGAACAAAAGUUACGAAAAAGAAAAAAAACAAACAAAUUAUCCGAGAGUGAGAAAAACACGGCUGUUCGAUUACAGUGGAUUAAUUACCGAAGGGAAAUUGAGCUGACUCACUUUAACGUCGUGCAGAAAGGUAUCACCCUGCAGUUGAUAGUGAUCAUUUGAUUGUUCUGUCGUCUGCAAUUCAUGUUCCCCUCGAACUCGCGCCCCUUGCUGAUCUGUUGUUCCAUGACCACGAAGUUCUCGUAGUGCACCAACUCCCCGAUGCUCUUACCCAACAUGUCGGUCGUCUUAUAGCCUAAUAACUUCUCGCUGAUUUUAUUAACAAACUGUAAUAAAUUAAAACAGAGAUUUACUGUGUCGGAAGUAAUUAAAAUUCGAAUAGUUCGUAGUUCAGUGUAUGGUUUCAUUCGCUAACGAGAGAAAUAUUCUACAAUGAUAUAUUCAUAAGGAAUCUAAAAUAAUUAUAAUUAAUAUUUAUUCUAUUAAGACGAACGUGUCGGAGAAUGAACGAUAGCGUUCAACUGAAUUUACAUGAACUCACAGAAAAUGUGAUCGACAGUAGUACCAGUGAAUACGUAGAGUCAGAGUUCGUAUAAGAUGUUUCACAGAAAAGAUGUACAUAGAUGUCAAUCUUAAAGUAAAAAUUAAUCGAAGAUGAGAGACGACAAUAACAAGUAUUUCUCUAAUAAAUGAUUGGGACUUCGAUUUAUAUUACAUUGAGUAUAUUCAGCAGUAAUGGUGAUUGUUAAUACAGUCUAGACCGUGUUGUAAUCGAGAAUUUUAACACUUGAACGUAAUUGGAACAGAUGUUCUAAACUUGAAAAUAUUAUGUAUUUCUGAUAAUACUUGCAAUUAGUUGCAAUGAGUACUCGACGUAUGAGGUAUGGAAUUUAUUUCGCCGAUGGAAGUAAUACUGAUAGCAAUCAAUAAUUUCACAAUUACUCACGUUACCUGUACAAUGUGCUUAUCGUUGGUUACAUGUACCAUAUCGCGGCAUCUAUCAAGAGCCAGAUACAGUGCAUUGGCAGCCGCGAGCUGAGUCCUUGGCAGCAACGCGCUCGUGUAUAUCCCUACCAAUUCGUUUAUCAAUAUUCCCUCGUGGGAGCACUCCAUCAGUGCCUGAAACGUACGAAACAGUAAAGGAAAUCAAGAUUCUUCCAUUAAAUGAAUAAGAAUCCAUUAAUGAAGAAAAGUGAAGUUACACUAUAAAGUUUCUAUUUUGACAAAAAUUAAAGGUUGCACUAUAAAGUUUCUAUUUUGACAAAAACUGAAGUUACACUAUAAAGUUUCUAUUUUGACAAAAAUUAAAGUUACACUAUAAAGUUUCUACUUUGACCAAAGGUUGGGCUACAAAAUUGUUGCAAAGUUUAACGGUGGCUUCAAUAAUGUUCUCUGCAAAUGCAUUGUAUUCAAUCUUACUUCAAUCAGUAUGAGUUUAAAAAGAAACAAAAGAUAAUUGCCGUUCAAUCAACGUCUUCCACAGAUUAUAGAGAUGCCAAUAACUUACUCUGUUAAACCCUGUUUCUAACAAGUCCAGUGCCACGAUUUUAUCUUUCUCGCCAUACAUGAAGUACCUGUCGAAGCCCACGAGAAUAAACAUUCCAAACGAUAUCGAAACGUGUAAACAAUAAGAAUUGUUUUAAAGAACAAAUUAACUUACGAUUUUUUUACUAGAGCUAUGAUAACGGAAUUGUGGUAAACGGGACUAGACCUAAUCGCCCUGAAAUCAAAAUCGUUUUCGGACUCAUUGAUAAGUUCCUAUUGAAAAUAAUAUUCAAACAAACAUCACAAUCGAAACAUUUCUUUUUACUAUUAUCUCGGAAAAUUGCUGAUUCAAUAGAAACGCGUCUCUUUCGUCAAACAUUCUUUGACUCGUAAAUAAAUCAAAACAAUUAUAUAUAGUACUCAAUUUAAGAACACAAAAGUUCAAUUAAAUUAUGGACAUUUAUAUAAUUUCCGGUCAUACCUCCAAGAAUUUGGGUCGUACAUAAAUAAAAUAACAAAUUUGUCGAUUGAUUCAUAAGAAUAUAUCAAACAAACUAAAUGCGUUAAGUUUCUGAACAUUUGUAACGCAAUUUCCGACCCAUACCUUCAAGAAUUUCGGUCGUACGCGAAUAAAAUCGAAUUUUCGUCCAUCGAUUCAUAAGAAUACAUCAAAUAAACUGACGCGUGAAGUUCUGGGCAUUUGUAAAGUAAUUUCCGGCCAUACCUACAAAUCGAAUCAGCUUCCGCGGCGCGUUGCCCACGAUGAUCGAUGAUUAUUAGCUCGUGACCCCGACUUUGGAAAAACUCCACCGCCUUUUCUCUGUCCUUCGCCACCGACACGCUCCACCCCAACCGCCUCGAAGUGGUAGCGAGUAUAUCCAUUUGCUGAUCAUCUUUGGGGAAGACCAACAAUAUCUGACGUUCGAGGGAUUCGAUACGAAAGAAAUAAUAAAUGCCACGAUAAAUCUUACGUGUGUCAACAGAAUUAUCUAUCGGUUUUGUUCGAUCGCGAGCCGAUAGGUCGGAAACAACUAGGCCUACUUACUUUGAUGAGACUAGGAACACUGUUCGUUAACGGAUAAGCGUCGAUAUCCUGCGGCCCCUUCUGUAACAAAAAAUGUUUACCGAUGCAAACGAAUCUCCCAUUCUGAUUUGGAACAUUUUUGAUCGGACAACGUGAUUUUUUGGUGAUUCUUUCGAGAACUGAUGGAUUGAAAUCAAAAUUGAAAAUGUUUGGAACCAUCAAAAUUGAACCAGCUCUUUUGACAUUAAUGUUAAUGCGUUCAUCGGUGUAUUGUAAAGGAUUAAUUUCGUUUCUUUAAUUCUGUAUGAACAUUGUACUACUGAUACAAGGCAGAUGAUUAGAAUAAUUGAUACUUCAAUGAUAACCAAGGGAGAAGUUGAAACUUUGACUACCUUGAAAGAUAUUCUGUAAAAAUGAUUCUUUACUCAAAGUACAAACUUCAAUUUUAUUUUUCUGACUAAUUAUAAACGAAGUGAAAUAAGUACAUGCUACAAGAAAAUAUGAACGCAUUACUGAGUAAAGAAAUUUAGAGAUCCACUGUGUAAUCGUUGUUCUUCGAAUGAUUGAUUAACGGAAGCAGGAUUCAUUAUUAUUUGAUUUCUUUCUAGUUUCUUUGUAUAAGUAGAACAAUCAUAAAGUAGUUACGCGAUGAAAGAUUAAUUAAAUUCGAUCAUAUUCGUUCUGAUUCGAUUGUAAGGACCUACUAAUUCUGAGUGAUCACUGUUAUUAGAUAGUUCCGCUGUCGGGGUCGUUUUAUAAACUUUAGCUCGUCGUCGAGCACGCGGGGAUUCCUUCACACUUUUAUUCUUCCCAUAUUGUGGUCUCGAGCUUUUCAUUCGUCUUAACUACGGUGUCCGAUUUGAAAAGCUGCGUCCUCGUUGAUAUAAUAACCUAUACAUGUUAAAGCUACUUGAAAUAGACAAACGAAUUUGGUGCUGGCUGGUUAAUUCGCUGAGAAAUGAAGUUUGAAUAAUACGAAAUUACAACGAUCUCGGUUAUAUUGAUUACUUCUCGAUGGUUAACAAUUCAAAUUAAAAAGACAUCCUAAAAGUAUUCGUAUUAUUAUAUUUUUUUGUUUGGAAUAUAAAAUCAACAGUGUCUCGCUCUGUUAACCCUUCUGAGGCUCAAAUUCAAAAAGAACAUGCUUAAAUUAUUUAUUUGUAUUACAUUAGUCUCAUGAAAUUACUGGAAAAAUAAUAAUGUUUCACUUUUUAUUAACCCUUCUGAAGCUCAAAUUUAAAAAGAAUAUGGUCAAAUUAUUUGUAUUACAUUAGUCUCAUGAAAUUACUGGAAAAAUAAUGUUUCACUUUUUAUUAACCCUUCUGAGGCUCAAAUUUAAAAAAAGAUGCUUAAAUUAUUUGUGUUAUAUUAUUCUCAUGAACAUAUUGGAAAGAUAAUAAUGUUUCACUUUUUAUUCACUCUUUUGAAGUUCAAAUUCCAAAAGAAAAUGCUUAAAUUAUUUGUACUAAAUUCUUCCUUUUACAAUACUGGAAAAUAACGACGUCUCACUUCUUAUUCGCCCUUCUGAGCACAUGAAACGUUCCUAGUCCGGAGCGGGGUUCAAACAAUAUUGAAAUGAUCCUGAAUCAUCGUCAGUGUUGUUUACGAACACGUCUCGAACACGGGAUACGCGUGUGCAAUGAUGAUAAACUGACGUCAGGGACAUGUUUUCUCGUCCUACCUUUCAAUUUUGUUCGGUAACUUGAAAUAUCUCUGUUUUCCCGUUAGAAACGGGAGCUAAAUUUCGAAUCUGUAAACGCUCUUUGUACAUUUCUGUAUUCCAAAUAAAAUUUAUUCUCGAUUUAUGUAUAGUUCAUUCUCACCUACGAAACAGUGAAUUAUUUCAACAAUUGAUCUUCGAUUGUUAUACCUAGAGUCGUUUCGAUUUCAUUUCUUUAAAUUAUUGGACGAGCUGAGCACCGAGUGAAGAAAAGCAAUUAUCCUGUAGAAAUAAUUGACAGUAAGAAAGCAAAAAUUAUUCUUACUUAAAACGUAGCCUCUCAAAAUUAAAUUAUCUCCCUUGACACUGAAGAAACGUGGCUUUUUCAAAUUGUAUUUUUGACGUUAGAAAUAAACAUUCUAAAGUGCGUUCUUAUAUUACGAGACACAAGUGGAUGGUAUUUUUACGAAACAGUAUAUAUCGAAACCAACUUUAACAACGUGACAAAACAUAUUUCCUAAAAUCAGCCUCGAACACCAUUCAAAAAUUGAUCGAUGGUAAAAUACAUAAAGGAUCUAUUCAUUUUUUGAGAAACAAAAUUUCGAAACCUCGCGAGAAUAUUAUAACGUAACGAAACGAAGCCAUUCUCCAAAGUCGAUCCAUCGAAUAAAAAAUCGGAUCGAUGGUAGAAUACACAAAUUUCAAUUUAUUUUUCAAGAAACAAAAUUUCGAAACCUCGCGACAGGUCGUAACGUUCGUAACACGAUGAAACAUUCUCCAAAAUCGGCAUCGGGUCCGGCCCAAAAUUUGAUCGAUGGUAAAGAACACAUAAAAACUUUCUACUCAUAAAUCAUGGACGGAGUUGCAUUAUUACUUUUCCGUGUUGAAUUUUCUCGACGGUUCGGCACCACGUACCUGUGCGGUCAACACAAACGACGGAGGCGCCGCGUUUACGUACAUUCUGCUUUCACUGGCGUGCCAUUUUUUCUGACCCGAGCCGCAUAUUACGUCCAAAAUCCAGUUGUACCAAGACCUCGUCGGUUCCCUGCACACAUCCUGCUGGGUGUAGUCGAUGGCGGGGCAGAUGAAAAUCCGCGGUUGCGUCGAUUGCCUUUUCUCCAUCAUCCCUUAUUCGAUUAACCGAACCGCGCGUUCGAAGUUUCUCCCGGUCGAGAGAGCGUGCCACUCAAUCAAAUUUAAUCGACCGAUCAGGAAUAACGCAUAAUUUAUCGUGUAGGGAACAAGCACCAGGGUUGAUUGUAGAAACUGAUCGAAUUGAUCCUCGCCACUCGAGAUUACUUUCCGUUGAUUAAACCCGUUCUCUUGAUGUAAACAUCGUUAAUUGCGGUUACGUUUGGUCACUGUCGAAAUUCGGAGUUCUUUAGUGUUCCGCGAAUUUUUUUGGAUAUUCUAUGAAUUCAAAGAACUUGGAUCAUAAUUUUGGAAGUAUGAUUUGUAAAAUAGUAACCUCGAUUAUCCGAUUCAGUUGGGCGAACAGUUGAGACAAGUGGCGAAUCCAGAAGUUUUUCGAUUUGUAAAAUUCGAAUUCAAUCAUUUCCGGGUGUAAUGUGAGGAUAUAAAUUAUCGAGGUUUAAUUUAACGAACAUUGAAUAAUAGACUGCUGCCUUGAUAAUAGGUGUUGUCCCAAAUUUCUAUCUGGACUAUAGACACGACUGUUAAUUUAUUGAAAGAAAAGGAAGAAUCUAGGUAUCUUCUACGUCCAUUUGAUAUAAAGUAUAAUUGAUAACAAAAGAACAAUGUUUCAAUUGUUUUCAAAAGAAUCGAGUAAAUUUUGCUGUUCAAAUUCCGUUCGAAAUUUUUACUACGAAUCUAACACGAUAUCCAGCGAGAGGUCAAUCGAGGUCCUACUUCAUUAUCAGAACAGUGAAAUUGAUUCGCAAAUGAUUUCGGUACACAGCAAUCGGAAAACGGAUCCGCGAACGUCCGACGUGAUACUGAUCGGUCGUCGUCACGCGGCGAGAUUGUCCUUUCUCGAUUUUAUCGAUAACAGAGCUACUCUGUGGAACCGAGAACUCGUCGACAACAUAGUUAUUGGUAGUGAUAAUUCUAUAAACAGUCGAUAAAACGUCACCAGAAUCGAUAUAAAUAUACGAUAUCAUCGUGAUUUUUGCCGAGGAUCGAUACCGCGGUGAAUCGACAACGUUUCGAAAGCGAAACCGACGGAAAAUCAAAGCUCUUAAAACAGUGCGAUUAAAAACUUAUCAGUGACAUGGAAAAAGGAACUAUGGAUUUUGUUCAGGGAAAUGGAUCUUUAUCCUCAUUCUUUCAAGUCAUUCUCCCACUUCGCUUUAGAGAAUGGAGAACUACUAACGCCUAGGUUUCGUGUCAAGAAAAACUGAUUCAGAAGAUCAAGAUAUCCUUAGGAAAAUCUCUUUAAAAUUUGUUCAAUGUUCAUUCUUCGAAAUUAUAAAAUUUUGUUGUGGAAUCCAUGAGUUACAUAAAUAAAAUAAUCACGAUACGGUCCAUGCGAAAUGUUUAUUAAAAACGUUCAUUAGAACAGUUCGUUCUUCGAAAUUCUUAUAAAAUUAUAUGAAAUCCGUAAAUAACGUGAAUAAAGAUAAUCACGAUACGGUUCGUGCGAAAUAUUUUCAAUUCGAAUCUCUAGAAGAUCAACACGGAAUACUAAAUUUCAUUUAAUCUUUAAAGAUGAAAAAAGAAAACGAAGAUAAGGCUCUAAUUCAACACGUUCAUAUUUAUUCAUGGACAGAUACGAAAUGUUAAUACUAGAAAUAUCUUGGAUUUGAACAGAGAGGAAAUUAAGAAAAUUAAGAAAAUUACUUAAUUGAUUGUUUAGCGCCAACGAAAAUGAAUAUCCUUAAUUUAUUUUAACAUUCCUUUAAAAUCUCAAAUCACCCUAUUAGUAAACGUUUCAAUGUUGGUAGACACUAGAACCGAGUAGCGAGAAUAACAAUUAUUCAGCUGGCCAGUUGUCGAUAGUUCAUACGCUAUGCAUGAAAAGUAGCGCUUGGCCCGUAAAAUCGAUCAUGAUGUUAGAAUUCUAAUGAGACGCCUUCACACGAAGCCUUGGAAACAACGGAAAUCAACGCUAAAAAUCCAUCACCUCGAUCCUCCCACUCCGAGCAAAGAUUCCGAUUAAUUAAUUAACGUUAACAGGUGUUCAUAAAAAAAAAGAGAAUUCAUCGUAAAGAUACGAUUUGAUAUUUUCCCUGGAAGCUUACUAGCGAACUUAAUCUUUGCGCAAGAAAGCCAGCGUAAUAAUUUUCCAGUAUCUCGGAAAGAAUUAACUAUAAAUUUCUCUAAUCCCCCGAGAUGACUCGUAGAAUCACGAUUCUUAUUGCAAUUUAUGGAGAAGUCCGUAGUCGUGAACCGUUACAUUGUGUUUAACACUUUCACCGCGUGAGUCAUAUAUGAAUACAUUCCCUUGGCCAAACUUGAACAUCAAUUUUCAUAGUGGAAUAUAGAGAAAACCAAUCUUUCACAAAUUCAAACAACUAAUGUUAUGUCUAAUAAUCAGUUAAUAAUGUGUAAUACCGAAGUUGUUUAAAACUUUCUUCGAACGAAAUCCAUUCUUGUAGCAUUGUUUUUCUUUCCUUCUCUCUCUCAUCCGGCUUUUCUGGCUGCGCUUCGCCUGUGCCCAUAGACCGUCUAUAGACAGCAGCUUUCUUUAUUCCCUGUCUAUAGACGGUAUCGAGAAUGACAGCAAGAAAAGCACGGUGUAGCCUAUGUCAUUGUGAACGAGAGAGAAAAUGAUCUGAAAUAACGUGCAAUUCUCCUCGGUCUUUCCUUCACGGUUCGCGUAGUCAAGCCAUUAAUAGUUGAUGGGAUUCAUAUUUGAUCGGUAAUUGGUUAGGUAAUUGCUCUAUAGUUCACCGUGUGUAAUCCUUUAUUGUUCCUCCUUCCGAGGAACUUCAAUCAAAACAUCCGAUGAAUUUUUCACGUGACUCGCGAUUGUGAUGUUGGGAACUACACACGUGUUUUCUACUAGCGCGGCGAAGGGGUUAAUUGCGGGUUUAAACUCCGUGAGAAGAGGACGGACUGACUGAUCGAUUUUUUUCUAUUCUAUCCUUUCGUUUCAGUGACCGUUUAAUCCGCUGCGUUAGUUGACAAUCGAUAUAUAUUGAAGCUUCCUCGGCUUUACACUCCUGCUACAGAACAGCGUUUCUCAACUUUCACUCGCUUGUGUGUCACACUUGACAAUUCCUUUGAAUUGUGUACCUUUGGUGUGUUAUUGAUAUUAUUAGUGUCCCAGUGUUCCUUUUGAUUAUGAAACAUUUCCGAUAUGGGUGUUAUGUGUUUUCAAAUUACAGCCAACAGACGCAAGAUAUGCCAGUUUUAAAUGUAAAACCGAAUUUAGCUUACUAAUAUAUGCUGUACUGAUUAACUAGAAUUAUGAUAUUUGUAAGUAACAAAAAAUCCUUUGUAAAACAAUUGUUUAUAUUUCAUUACACUCUUCUCACAAACGUGUUCUUUUGUUUCAUUGUAUAAUUUUCUUUGCAUACUACAAUAUGCUUGGUGUUGUCACCUCAGGAUGCGAGCCACUGCUAUAGAUACAUUAGGGGUCUUCUGAAUUGCUUUCCACGCUUAUCUUGUUUUCCCAUAAAAAUUGGUUCUCUCCGUGUUAACAUUGAAAAGGGUAGUUGAAGUUUGAUAAACGAUACGAAGAUAUUAAUGAGCGUGGAAGAUAAAAGUUUAUAAGGUAAUGGAAACAUGUUCUGCGUUACAUUGUAUUGGAAAUGAUAAGGAGCUGGAAUGCAAAAUUACACGUGGAAAAGAAGAGAGAUGUGAUAAGGAGGUUCGCAGGAAUAUUAAUUGCCGUGAAUUCAAUUGAAGAGGUCGAACAAAAAGUUUCUGUAAGAAGUGAAACGUGAGAAUGAGGCAGAUGCUAAAAUAUUUUAAGUAAACAAUUCUAGAAAGACUGCAUCUAUAUCAACUAUUGAGAAUACUAUUCGUUGGCAUUGUUUAAAGGAACUAUUUACUAUUAAAAUUAUUAUUAAAUUCUUAAUAAAUCAAAAGGAAAGAAGCGAAAAGGACUCCAUACGAAGUAAGAAUAAAACGGGACACCACACGAAGACAAGAUGAAAGAAAAAGCUCUUGCAGCUAAAUAGUGUUAUCGUAUUACUUAUUUUUCUGAAAUAUAAGUGCUUUCAACACGUCUCGAGAGAGAUGUAAGCGACGGACGUGCAAUUUCGAUUGCCUCUUGUUUUGUCUUCAACAAUACGAAGUGAAUCGCUGUUUUCAAGACUGUUAUCUUUGAUUGCAGCUAGCAAGAAUCGAGAUAACGAUACGUACACAACAUUUUUGCGUUAUUUAUCUUUAAAGCGUUGCACCUACGACUACUACUAGAUUAGAUUAGAUUUAUCGUCCGCAUCGCGGAACAAUGGAUUUUCAGUACAUCCCGUGAGGCAGGAAUCAGAUCAUAAUGAUGGAUCAUUAUUCGAAAUAGUUCCUGAUCAAGAUUUCUCUAAGAUGAUUAGACAACUGAAUUCCUAUUCUAAUAUUUUAUACAGAUAAUAAAUAUUCAUUGUUCACGGUAUAUUAAUUACAUCUGUUCGAAUAAUGCGUUAUUUGAAUAAUUUACUUACAUAAUGUAAAUUUAUAUAAUGACAUUCCAUCGCCAAUGAUCAUUUUCUAAAGACUAGGUUUCCAGAUUCAACGUAUGAAUUAAGAUUGAAAACUUUGAGUAACUCGAAGACAAAGAAUAGUCGGUUGGAUAAUAAAAAUAUUAAAAAUCGACCUACCGCUGUCAGAAAAUCUAUGUCAUCGUCUAUACCAGAAGUUUCUUCGAACGGUGAUUUCUCAUCCAAAAUGUCGUAAUCCGUGUUCCCUGAAACAGAGGAGGUACCAACGUUUACAUGUUUUCUCAGUAAGAUUAAUUCACUUCGGAGCAACAGAGUUGUCAAUUGAGAAGCUUGAUCGGCAACAUACGCUUUUAUUACUUAAGCAAUUAAUCGAUAUCUUGAUAAUAAUAAAAGGAAGGCUCGUUAAGAACCGGAUAACCUAGAUCGUCACGAUAAAUAUGGGUCAAUGGAUCAAGACUUAUUGAACUGGCAAUUAAGACUCGUUUGCCGAGUGAAUCCACCCGUAGCUUUUAAUUUCUAAUUCGGAACGAAGAUUGAUUCCAGUACGCCACUGAUAAGAAGAGUCGUCAAUGUUUUAUCGAAUAAAAUUAUACGUCUCGAUACAAUCGAACCGAUGUAAUUGAAUUGUUCGAUUGAACGGGUACGCAUAAUAAAAUUAACUUAUGUCAGUACUUUACCUCGCUAAUCGAGUGCUUUAAUUCAUGUAAAUUCGUUUUUUAGCGCUACACUAACACCCACGAUUUUGUCCACAAUUUUACUUAUAAUAAAUCCUUCACGAGCGACUUUGGAAUAGAAUGAAUAGAAAGGAUGUUCCCUAAGUAAAGUUACCAAUGCAACUCAACGAUCCGAUAGAAAAGUGGCAAUACUUUUCAUUACAAAUAUUCCCUAUCUUCCAAUAAGACAUCGAUAACGUCAUUUGUAACAAAUAUAAAAUCUUGCAUAGACCAACACUUAGGCAACCGCCUAAAAGAACUAUAACCUAACUUUAAUGAAUCUCGCACAAAAGGUUUGAUUCUAAGUUAUUUACGAAAGCAAGAAAGGUAUUAAAUUGCAAGUAUCCCCAGUUCAAGACUUAAACCACGAAAGAAACAAAUAGCGCGUUGCAAAGUGAGAAAUGUGGGAGGUCCAUUCGGUUGGCUAAGUUUUAAAAGACAAAGCAAUUUGAAUUCUACGUUAUAGGUUGAUACCUCACGGAGAAUCGAACGUCGAAUUCGAAAUUUUACAAUUGAUCUGCGUCGAAUGGAACGGCGACCGAGAGAAUUCGCCUCCCGGCCGCAAAGGGUUGACUCGCUCGAGAUUGCGACCGCCGAGAGCUCACUUUUCCCGUUUACGGCGGCAUAAUUCAACGUUUAUCGUUCGAUUCGUAUGGAUCAGAGGUUUAAAGAUAAUUGAUCGAAAGUGGGGCACCUUAAUUGGGCAUAGCGUGCACCGUAGGGACGAGUGACGACGACGCGGACGGGGCACGUCUCAAAAGAUCUCUUCCUGCCAUUUUUAAAUCGCGUGUCCCGCGUUUACGAGCACCGGUUAAAUGGAUCUCUCUCCGGCUGCUUCUUUCUUUUUUCGUCAAUCUUCAAAGUCGCGGCAAUAAAGUUAUUCACGAGUCCAUUCGUGCGCGAUCGUAUUAAAGAACGAUCUUCGGAGAUACCGAUGUAAAUUUAAUGGCCCAACGACAGAAUCGAAGAGACCUUUAACGCUUUUACGACCGACGAAACCUUCGUGCCGCGACAACUUGAAAGAAUUCUCAUCGACCAACGAAGUGGAACGGAUGUUAGCGAACCAGUAAAAAUUAUAUUUAGUCGACACGGGAGAGUUUAGAGUGUUACCAUUCUCAUCUUUACCCACCAUUGCUGAGCAAGGUGUCCUGCAGGAGGGUCUCUUCAUCUUCGUUCGGAAAGAAAUACUUGUUCGGAGGGGAUGCCAUAUAGGAAUUUCCUAAGCGAGCCUCGCUAUUGCAAUGCGCGUCGAUCACUCGCCGAUCGUCCCUUCAUAUCGGUCCGAUUCUACCGAAAGCGAUCCCGAGGAAACGCGCAACGCACACGUACGACGGGAGCACACUGCACUGCUUCGCGUUGAAGUGGUUACCGUCGGUUCUCUCGAUCUUUCCUCGAACAUGUGGAACGCGAGUACACGUUUCUAUAUUAAAACCACUUGGAUCGGUACGGUGGAAUUACCGAAACACUCUCGGAUCGGUACGUUGAUAGUAUUAAAACACUAGGAUCAAUUACGAUGAAAGUAUUGAAACGAAAUCUCAUAAUUUCACAGUACAGUCCGACGAUUCACAAAUCACCGAGAUCGUGAUUCGAGGAACGCGCUACAUGGAAUAGAAAAUUUGUGCGAUUUUCACUGGAAGUUUUAGCGUUCGUAGAACGAUCAUGAUGCGUCGAGAAGAAUGUUAUUUUUUUCUUUCUUUUUGAAGAUCACUUGGCCGAGUAACAGGUGGACGAUGAUUGUUUCACGAAACGCGCUCUCUCUUCGGGAAUAACAGUACCGGGAAUACGUUUAACGGCGGCGAACGGACGGUGCACGUUCUGUAUUGAAAUCACGGGCGCGAAAGCGCUGAUAGAAGAUCGCCGGCACGCACGGCGUACGACGCGUUGUAAGCGACUCAAAGACGGCGACUGGUCGAGAGAACCGAAUUGUACAGGUUAAAAUUCUGCUCGUGAGUGAGUGGCCUCCAGGGAGCGAGAUAGGGUCGUCAGAGAAACUUGCAGUACAAUACCUACUUACAACGCUCGUUAAAUCCGUACACGCUCGGAGGAAUCCGUGGUCGAACAAUAUCUCAUAAUUAGGGACACCUGAUAAGAGCAUCAACUUUAACGUGAAAUGUAUCUUUCCGUGAUUUAAGUGCUUUUUGAGAGAGAGAGAUAUGGCGAAUUUGAUGGAUAGUUCACGAUUUUGUAGAGCAUUUGUGUGGAUUGUUAUUUGAAAGACAAAGAACUGGCAAAUUUAAACGAUAGUUAACGAGUCUGUUGAUCAUUUGUGCGGAUCGUUCUUUGAAAAGCGGAGAAAUGGAAAAUUUUUUGAAGGGUAGUUGACGAUUCUGUUGAUCAUUUGUGUGGAUCGUUAUUUUGAAAAGCAGAGAAAUGGAAAAUUUAAACGGUAAUUAACGAUUCUGUUGAUCAUUUGUACGGAUCGUUAUUUGAAAAGCAGAGAAAUGGAAAAUUUGAAGGACAGUUAACGAUUGUGUUGAUCAUUUGAGUGGGUCAUUUGAAAAGCAGAGAAAUGGAAAAUUUAAACGAUAAUUAACGAUUUUGUUGAUUACUGGGGAGGAUUGUCAUUUGAAAGACGGAAAUGGUAAAUUUUCGUUCAUGUGAAGUAUUUGGAAUAGAUCGGUAUACAAUUACUAUAAUUUUAUCUUCCACGGGUUUAAAAUAUAUAAUUGAAUAUUGUUUUCAGGAACUUGUGUAUUUGAGAGAUUCUUGUUAAUUUUCAUGUCACUGUGAAAAUAAUGUUGAAACAGGAUUUCUUUGAAGAGCAUGGGAGAGUGUAGAUUUUCUAUUGUGCUUAUGAAAGUAUGCUGAAGUAAAUUGCUGAUUGGUUUGAUGCAACAUUAAUGUGAAUGUUGGCAGAAAGUUUGAAAGUGGAAGAGUAUGAAAGAUUCUGAACGUUCUAUUUCCUGUUGUGGUCAGUAAGAUUGAAAGAAAAUAAUUGAUAUGUUUAGCAAAAAGUAUGAAUAUUUUAUGGAUGAUAUUAUACAAAGUAACAUGUUUAUGGAUAAAGUAUAUUAAAGAUAAGUAGAACUCAAAUGUAGCUUAAAUAUAAAUUCAAAAUGGUACACUUUCUUAUCAAAGAUUUUAUUACAGUGGAAUAUUUUUACUCAAUAUCUAAUUCGCAGUUAGUACGCUCGUAAAUUAUAGUAGAAAAAGAGGCUUACAUAUUUUUUAAAUAGGGGUGAAAAUAUGGUAAUCUAGAUUAAUUAAUGCGUAUUCAUGUAAUACAGUCACGAUCGAUUAAUACAUAUUCAUAGAUGUAGUUAAAAUUGAUUAAUGCAUAUACCUGCAUAUAAUUAACGCGACUCUGGCUGAAGUUUCAAAAUUAAGCAAGUCAGCAAUUCCUAAAGUUACAUAUUCAUAAGUAAUGACUAUAGAGAAAGAGAGGAAAUUCCUUUUUAAUCAAUUUAAGCUAUAAAUUUUAGAUAUCUACCUCACAUUCAUGUUACAUUUUAUCAGAAUUACAAACUUCGAGUAUCGAAUCAUACACGAGUACGAAAAACAGUUCCUUGCAAACGCACACUCGAGAAAGGAUGUUAUUUAUCAAAUUAAAAAGACACCUAUGAAGAGAAAAGAAUAUUUAUAAACUAAACAAAAAUUUUCGAAUGGAUCUAUCAAUUAAAAAAUUACUUUCGAAUGGAUAUCGAUCGAUUAAAAAUAUUUUCGAAUGGAUCCGUCGAUAAAAAAAUUUUCGAAUAGAUUCAUGAAUAAAACGAGCAUUUCCGAUCACGGCCGUAAAAUAAAAAAAAUAUUUUCGAAUAGGUCCAUAGAUUCUUCAUGGCCUCAUUAAAAAUUCCCUGGGGCCAAGUAACUGCUGCUUCUAUUGGUCCUUGACGGCAGGAUAUCUCUUAGACGCAUAAUGAGCCAAUUCGCGACGUUCCGUUUGAACCGUUCGAUCCGAGGGCCGAUAGAGUUGGCCGUUCGGUUUUUAAAAAGCACAAACGCCACACACACGCUCGCUCGCUCGCUCGCCGGAUUAAUUCACGUCGCGGACAAUUCGCUCGAAUGAAGUCUACCACGGCGCGGUCAGAGCCGUAGACUAGGUCAAGGAGAAUCAGUGUUUGCCCGAUGUGUACUCUCCUUCGCGAAAACGUACGCAUCAGUGACGCAGCUACGCCCCAGGCCGGUUGCAAUUUAUUUUUACUACUCGAUUAAUGCCUGCUGGGCGAAAUACAAAGAAUCCGCUUUCUCGCUUCGGCGGGAGUACGACCGGUUCGCGGGUGGUCAGCUUUGAACAUGUUCGAACGUGCAUCAUACAUCACGUAUCAUUGCUCAUGAUAAAUAAUGUACAACAUAAUUUUCAUACUAGUUUAGUGUUACUUUGUAUAUUUAGUCACGUAAGAGUUUGCUGAUAGAUAGGUUCUUUGUAGAGUAAGAGUUGAAUAAAUCUUAAUGGAAUACAUAAAAUGGAUAAUGAAAUCAAUUUUGAUGUAAUAUGUGAAACGAACAGUGGAUUGAAUCUUGAUAGUACAUGUAAAGUGAAUGAUGAAUUAAAUCUUGAUAGUAUAUGUAAAGUGAAUGAUGAAUUAAAUCUUGAUAGUAUAUGUAAAGUGAAUGAUGAAUUAAAUCUUGAUAGUAUAUGUAAAGUGAAUAAUGAAUUAUAUCUUGAUAGUAUAUGUAAAGUGGAAUAAUGAAUUAUAUCUUGAUAGUAUAUGUAAAGUGAAUAAUGAAUUUUAUCUUGAUACAAUACGUGAAGUGAUUAAUGAAUUAAAUUGUAGUAGAAUAUGUAAAAUAAUGGAUCUUGAUAGAAUACGUAAAAUAAUGUAACAAAGGUGCUCUUAUUGAUGUAUAAUUGAGUAAACAAGUUGCAAGUUGAACUUUAUUCUUAAAAAUUGUAUUAACUAGAAAAUAAUUUAAACACUAUGUCGAUGUAUCCCUUGACGUUAGAUGUUAGUAUUUUAGUUAUAAGAUACUCCGGUAUCUAGUUAAAACACAUUAGAAGUCGUUUUUGUGUAUAUCCAGGAAAAUUUGUUCUUCUCAAGCCACAGUUUUAAUAAUGUAAGGAGAAUAGAAAGUAUGCUCGUAUGUAAGGAAACAAUACACAAGAUAUAUAUCGGUGCUACUGUUAAUCGGUGUACAUUUAAAUAUGUUCAAACUGAUCCGAUCGAUUCAUACUGUUCACUGGUUCAUUCCCCGGAGAUCGUAAACGAUAAUUCUCAUCAUAAUCGGGACAGAAGCCGAUCGAGAAAUAUUUCCAUAAUGAUAUCAUGCCUACUUACCGCGAGACGUGUAUCGGAUCUCGAGAAAAGGAAAAGAAAAUUUAAAGUGCGCUAUCCAUGCACCCGGUGUGUAUAAUUUUUGACUGUGUAGUUGAAUAUCAGAUUUACGAGAGGCUCAUUACGUGGAAACGAUUCGGUCCGAUACUGCGGAUGGUUUUUAAAAGACUGUCGGGCCAGUUGACAGAGCGGCGAUGUGAAACUUGUAUGCAAAAUUUUUAUUGAGAGAACACGUGUUAGUGGACCUGUUUAUAUUAAACCCCUUCAGAUCUGCCAUACACUGCAACGCGCAUUACUUUUCCCGGUUUUAAAAAAGAAUUCGGGAGUUCGAAUUACAACAUGUCUCGAAGUUAAUAUAUCAAAUUCAGAACCUGUUGGAAUGAUAAUAACCGUUAAUAGCUCCAUUUUGCACAUAUUAUAUAUAUAUUUUUUCUAUAUAAAUUUAAAUUUCAAGAGUAAAAUAUGUAAAAUGAGGCGCUAUUUUUAUUGAAUUAAAUGAAACUUUGAUCGGAAGAGAUUGAAUAAUUGGCAAGAAAAGAUUGAUGCACAAGGAGAAUGCUUGAUUUAUAGGAAAUUGAUACGUGUAAAGUUUGGAUGAAGUUGAAAGUGGAGAGAAAUUGUUAAAUGUGUGGUGGAGAGUGAUCUAAAGGAAGUUAAUAAACAGUGAUUCGGAAUGUAAGAGAUGUAUGCAAUGAAAAUUAUUUUUGUGAUGUUGUAUUGUCUUUUAACGAGAUGAAAAGUUAGAAUGUUUGAUUGCCAGAGAGAAAGAUAGAAGCAGAUUCUGAGUACAGUGUCUUUGAUCGUGAAUUAUAAUUUGACUCGAGGGAUUGGUACGUUGUAUCAGCGAGAUGCGUGAUCUUUACGGUUGUGAAUUAUUUAUGAGAUGAAAAUGUUGAUCAGAAAAUAUGAUGAAUGGUUCUGUUGCAGAAUGAGAGGUCAGGGAGAAUGUGAUUGAACUUAUUCGAUGAAUAUAUUAGAAUGAAAUAAUGAAGUUGGAAUAUUAAUAAUUGACGAGGUUAGGUUUUAACUGUGUCGAUACUCUUUUCACUUUUUACCGAAAUAAUACAUUCGAGAAACUAGUAAACUAGUAAAUUAAUAUAAUAAUAAACACUGGUAGAAUGUUGGCGAAUGUAAUAGAAAAAAAUUACGGUCAUUGAAAUAUAUCAUUGAUUUCAGAGUGAAAAUUACUUUAAAGUUAUAAAGAAGUAGCAGGAUUUUAAAUAGUUCCAAAGUUUUGGACUUAAAUUAAGACCUUAAAGUUUCAUGCAUUUAGCAACAAACUAUCGUGCAUUAGUAACAAACUUACCGCCAUUGAUACGAUGUUCUUCGGCUAGUGUUUCCAGCGACUUGCUCUUUUCGGCAUCCCCUUUGUCCUCUAAGCACUCCAGCACACUAGACUUGCAUCCCAUUCUUGAAGCAAGGUUUCACUUCCCAUGGAAUCCUUCAGUCCACUUCCACAUAGUCGAAAGUUCGUCGACUUUGGUUCUGUACAAAAAUUCAAUGUUACAGAAUUUCCUUAUUAAAAUUAUUAAAAUCGGUAAAGAAGGUUCGUUUCUGUGGUUCGAUCGUCAAUUAUUUACUAUCGACAGGUUGUGUUCUAUUUAUUCAUGUUACUGUUAUUGCAUUUUCUUUUUGGAUGUUGACGCUAAGGAACGAACGCUGAUCGUUGACAAUUUCUAAUUGGAAUAAAGGAAAUUUGGAACAGAACUUCUUGAAUGAAUUAGAUGCAAUCAACUAAUCGUUGACUCGUUUUGAUUACGUUUGUGUACACAUGCUCGCAUGCUCUACAUAUUUAGAAUUGCAAAUUAAUAAAGGGGGUCUAAAGAAAUAUAAAAACAAGUUACAUUCUAAUGAUAGAAAAAUCACCAUUUACUCUUUCAUCCACACAAACGUUCGAAACUCAUAUGUUUAAUCAUCCAAGUUGCAUUACCUCGUUAGGCCCUAUCUUUUCAAACGCGGUGUUAAAACAUAGACUUCUCGUGUUUAGAACAUUUGGUGUUCUAUUCGGUAUUAAAUAUCGCACAAUUCGAAAAACAAAUAUUCGUAUAAAAGUACUUUCUACAAAAAUAUCUACCAACUAAAAGAAUCGACACAAUUGUUUCCUAUUUUGUUGGGAGAAAUAAUUAUUCGAAUAUUCAUUCAAAUAUUCAUGAAACGAUCGAUACAAUUAUCUCAUAUAUAUUGAAGAAAUAAGUUAUAAUAAUUUAAAUAUUCAUGAACGGUAGUAUAUCUCCCGUGUGUCGCGAAAAAGUUGAACGUCCCGUUUCAAUGUCAUCUAGACGAGUUUCAGAGAGUGCACAUGUUGGUGCAGGAAGCAUUCCUUGCGAGGAAGAGACACGAUCAGUGACAACCAUAACGCGAAGUUAUAAAUAUUCUCGAAUGUCGCAGUCCUGUUGGCUGCCGAGAAAUCACGAGGUAUUAUUUGUAAAUCGAUCCCGGUACGUGGUACCGGCGUAAAAAUUAUAUCCUGCACUCGUUGCAGCCCUACACGAUGAAUUCGAUUUGCAUACUGUAAAAUGACAAUAUACGAUACCAUUGAUGGGGCAAUGUGAAAGGACGUAUGCAUAAAAAGAACUGUUAGAUUUUAUCAGCUUUUUCAUUAAGGAUCCUGGUAGGAGAUUUCAACGCCUGCAAGGUUACAUUCGCAUGGUUCCCUACAUUACCGACCAAGAGUUUGGAAUCAUUUCGUAAAUGAGACAGUAAACUGGAGCAACUAGAGAAGUAAUUUAAACAUUUACAAUAUUAUCGGUAGUGUUGACAUUUAGUCUAAAAGAAACACCGUUCAAAGAAAAGGAAGCAGAAUUAUUUAAAAAUUUGAAAAAGCACUUAAUUGAAUUAAGGGUAACGAUUCUUGGCAUUUAUGAAUGUUCCAAUUUCAAGGGUACUUACAGCCGAUUGUAGCAAAGUAAGAAAUUAUAUAAAAAUUCUCAUAUCUUUCCCAUUAAAAGUGCAAGUUCGCUAAGUAACAAAUUCCAAAUUUUCAGACACCAAUCUACUUCGAAUAUAGAAAUGCAAUACACUAACAAGAAUAUGAAAUUCUUAUUGCACUUUUUCAGAAUUGAAUAAAUUUUGAAUUAAUUGCAUUGUAUUGCUUUAUAAUAUGAAUUAAUAAUAUAAGUUCGUAGUUUAAAAUAUUAUUCAUCAUCGAAAGUCGACGGAAGCUUUUAAUCAAGAGAGAAAUAAAUUGGCAAAGUGGUACAACACGUUUUCAUCGGUGGAGCAUACACACGAAAGAUUGGAAAUUGCAAGGCACGCGUUCAGCUCCACGACGCACCUCCGUCAUUCGCUUUAUCUUAUCGUGCUCGGCUGUGAAUGUGUGUCUCCGCGUAAUUCAAAAAGCCUUACGUCGUAUCUGAAACUCGGUAUUCUCCGGAGGAACCGCCGGCUCCUCCUCCGCUUCCUCAAGUUCACUGGAUAGAACCGGCCCGUCCCCCGCGUUUCACGCGGAAUUUCUCUGCUCGCCUUGAACGACGUAUCCAAGAUUACACGAAACUCGACUGUAAACACGCGUCAUUGCGUACGCCUAUCGUUGAUGCUCCGAUACCAGCAGAAACGAGUAGAGAAAUGUCAACACGCCACUAUCAAUCGAUCAUAAACGCUCAUCCGAACCUGUCAGUGAAACAUCAAGAUCCCUUCGAGAAACCGGAGCAACUUUCGAGACAUCAUUGUGUUGAUCAAGAGAAAAUCGUUCAGAUUGUGUUAGACAGGCCAUCUGUUUCAAGAGAUAAUUUAGACGGAUCUUGGAUGGACUUAGAAAAUCGUAAUUGUUUGGAGGAAUUGAGCAUGCAAGUCGCUUUAUUAAUCCCUUGCCUCAUGACUUCUUAACUCAUUGAUUUGAAUGUUUGAGUAAGAAUUAUUUUACUACUUCAAUUAAAAUAUUUCAGUUUUUAUCGAAUUUAGUUCUCUAAGUAUGUAAACCAUUUCGCUUGGCGGUAUGCUAAUUAGAAGUAGUUAACAUUGAAUCUGACGCAGAGAAUGUUAGAACGCAAGACUCGUUUCCCGUCAAGAAGUUAAUGCAUCGAUAUCGUUAGAUACGAAUAUUGCACAACUAUCGUAACAAUUUCUUCCAGAGUUUGGACAACAAUUAACAACAAGAAACCACAAAAAACCACAAUGAUUCUUUCAGCAACCUCUAAUAUCCUGAAGCAUAUCAUUCUUAAUAAAACUCCAUCCUCUUCAUUUUCUUUCCUUAUAAUUCAUCUCACGACUAGACUCGUGAAAAUUGCUGUAUUUUAAUCAUUCGUCGAAUGCUAGUAGUCGAAUGCCGUAGUUUUAACCCUUUGCGCUCCGAAAAGUUGUCACUCUAGCACUUGCAUCAAUGCUCAAGUCAAGUACAGUUCAAUAUACCAUUUUAACCAUUCAGAGCACAUUCGAAAAGCACCGAAAUUCUACUUACAUAAUAAUUGUAGCAAAACUUCAACUACUUCAACUAACUUGAACGUCCAGUCUAGUUCAACCCUUUCAAAUUCUUGAAACUCUGGAGAACCUUUUCCAUCAAAAAGCUGAGUUAUCAAUCCUUACAUCAAUCCUCGUUAUUCGAAUAACUAAAUUAUUCAUUUGAAGCUUCAGAAUUUCGAUAACAAAGCUCUCGAAGUAUCCAUAGGUAAAACGGUUAGCAUUGUAAUGGAAUAAAUUGAACACCGAGUCUAACGUAGGAUUGCAAAGGGUUAAUCGAUGUCCCCAGAGAUUCGAUGUAUUACCAUUUAUAUUACCAUUUAGACAAAGUGGCCUCGCGCGAUCGAAAAAUCCCCGAUCCGUGAUCCGUGUACCGGUUUCCCUUCGGAAGAUCACUGCACUGACAGGGUGAGACAGUUCGAUGGUCGCGUUCGAGCGACAACAGGACGAAUCGACGAUAUUUUCACCGACGGACCGACGCACAGUCGCGCGACUGUCGAUCCAUUGUUAGGCGACACGGUGCUCCGAGAUGUGCGCGAUGUUUUAAUAAAGCUAGACCCAGUUGUAGAUGGCAUGCUGGCCUCGAAACCACUGACUAAAGUUUCCGAUUUCGCGAGGACGACGCGGGGCGACGUGUUGAUGCCACCGGUCGCGCCCCACUUCCUUCUCCGAUCGCCUCGCCAAAUAUUUUAUUUGCACUGGGAGAGCGCCGAUCGUUUUCCGAGGGUACCGAUAAACAUAAAACAAAAUUCGCGCCGCGUAUCUUCGAGCUUUCAGCGAUUCGGUAACGCGUUAUUUUAACCCCAGUUUCUCGGACCUUUUCUGAUCCAAUCGUCUUUCCGUUUCCUUAACUGUGUAGAUUCAUGGUAUAGUUCAUUGUAUGCUUCGUUGUAUUAUUCCCAGAAAAAUCAAUGUUCAUUUUAUAUUCUCUUGGACAUUGAGGAACUGAUGAUUGGAAUAUGCGUUCGUAUAGUUGCAUCAAUUGUUAAUCGACUUUUACCGAAUAAUGAUCGUAACAUUGAAUAUCCGUCAAAUUUACGGAUUCUGUGAAUUUAAUGUUCACGCCGGUUUGAUUGACUUUUUCGAGUUUCUCGAUUGUUUACUUGUCGCGUUCUCGUUUUGCGAAGGAUACUUUCAGAAUUGAAAAUAGUAGAAGAAUAUGAUUCUGCUCGUACGUUUUCAUGAUUAUCGAAAUUACGAUGCUCACUGCGGCUUGUUAUUGUGGCAAAUCUGACUAAGCAUGUUUGCUUAGUUUUAGGCAAAGUGUUCGUAUGAGUUUGUAAAGAAUUUCCAAAUAGAACUACGUGGAAAGAGAAAAAGGAGAGUUACGAUGCCUGUGAGAAUUGCGGUUAAUAUUGAUGGCUGCUGCUUGGUAGAAAUUAUGACAAUGUUUCGAAUUACUCGGAAUCUUUUAGCAUCAAUUCGAUACAAUUCGCAGCAGUGAUAUAAUUUCGUCGUGAUUGUACCGUAUACUUUCUGGGAAUAAUCGUAAUCGAGACAACGAGGCGCAACGACGUGUGAUAAGUUUGCACUUCGAUACCGAACAACAAGUUAUGAAACAUUCAGGAGGAUCUCCUUGAGAGUAUUAUUCGAUUUGAAAGGCUAAUAACACGGUAUGCUCACUGAAUUGCGAUCAGCGCGCAGUUUGCACGUCGGGACCCGGUUAUUUUCGAGGAACCAACGAAAUCAAAAGUCAGCACAGAAAUUGUAGAACCUCUUAGCCUCUUUCCAUACAGACAAAUUUUUAUGGCCGAAACAAUACAAAAAUAAUGCAACACGCAGAAGCUCGUAACAUUGAAAGGCUUAAGCUUGAGAAUUGCUGAUAAUUAAUUGCUCAAACAAUUAAAUAUUCGAAUAUCCAACAGUAUAUAGGAGUCAGAAUAUUUGGUAAUCUAAAAUGUUUGAAUCUUGAAUGUUUGAACAAUUUUAAACAUAUUUAAAACAUUAGAUAUGGUAAGUUCUAUUUGAAAUUCAAUUUGUAAUAGGAAGAAUGAUCUUGCCUGCUUUAACGAAUAAUCAUCAUUUCAGAUCAGAAUCAUUAUUAACUCGAAAUUUGAUGAUGUUGUGAAAUCAUAGUGAUUCGAAACGUGCGAACGUAGCUGCAAACAGAAUAGUUAAAAGAAACUAUUCGUUAUUCUCGAAUUCGAAGCAACUUACGAAAAUUCACGAAUUCGGCGUGUAAAAUGAAUGUCUUUAAUGAAAGGCGACCUUUGUGAAAGCGAGAAUGUACGCUCGGUGAUAGUCAAAGAGAAUAGGAGAUAUCUAGAAUUUGCUCGUGGCAAAUACAAGGAAGAUCUAACAAUUUUAAUUGCCAGUUUGCACAGGCCGCGGUGAUACAAAGCGAUUAUUUGUGUAGAGGCGCUUCUGUUUCUUUGGCGUAAAUUACUUUCGUCUGUGUGUGAGCUUAUCGUGCGCUUGUAAUUGUGCCUCUAAGCGCGUCUUACAGGAAAUUUUGUGUUACACAUCUAUUCAAUGCUAAAUUACUCCAGAUGCACACGGUAAAAUGUUGCACGCGUGUAUUUUUACUCUUAAAAUUGAAACACUGCUCCUAGUACGUGAUUAUUUAUGGUAGAUCUGCAAUGGAUAUUUCAUGAGUUUUUAACAGUCAAACAGUGAAAGGAAUCGUAUGGACAUGUGUAUGUAUAACUUUGGUGACCCAUGGAACUAACAGGUUUGUGAAAUUAUUGAAUAUUAUUUUAUUAAUUUCAUUCGUUCGUUUUUUGGGUGGGAAGUUGGAUAAGGGCCAGGAUUGAAAAGGUAAAAUCGCAAUGCAAAUCAGAAAUUGCGAAUUAAAUAAUUUGAAACUUUGGAACUGAUGUUCGCAUUUGAUUAAUCUCAAACUUUUGAGUUUCUAAUUUAAACUUUUAAAAGAUUUGAAAUAUAAAAAUAGAUCGAAUAAACUGUAAUACUUCUAAUACUAUAUCAUUAAUAACAAAGAACACUAACGAUCAGGAUACUAUUGACGAACAACUUUCGAAGAUUUCUGAAACAUCAUCGAAGAACAAGUAUACGAAAAACAAGGAUAUUAAUUCAGUAUUUAAAAUGUUUAAAUGUGAGUCGAAGCUCAGCAAACAAAUAAAGCUGCUAAAAAAAACCUAAAAAUACUUCUUGUCAUUCCCCUUAUUUAAAUAAGAAAUGUGUCGCGUCCAUAUUUUUCUGGAAAUAUUAAAUGCAGCCAUAAAAAGUAAUAAACAGAGGAAAAUUUAUUUUAUAAAUCUGUGGGAUCACAACAACUUGAAGUGGCUUGGCAACAAUUUUGAAACAUUGUACGACGAUUAUUUCGUAAAGGUUAAAAUUGAUUUGCAAAUGAGAAAGGAAAUUCAGUUCUGCCAGAAUUCAAAUUGGGAAAAAUAAAGUUUUUUGCAUUUUGGGAGACCUUAAAAAGAAAAAUACAUCCACGACUAUUUAUAAUAAUCGCCGCUUGUUCCUCGAUUUCUGAUUGUAAGUUUCGUUCAUAACAUUAACAUUAUUAAAGCAUUUUAUUGUCCACCUUCGUAAAUACGUAUGUACAUAAUUUCGAUUCUGAAUUCGCAGGGAAUUACUUAACAAUUUAAUUUUAAUAAAAUUUAUUGCGCUCGAUGGAAUCAGUAUGGCGGUCAUAGCAUUAAUAAGAAUAUUUAGCAAGUAUAAUGUAAAAAGGAAAACUUGAAAAACUUGUAAUAUAAAUUAAGAAUGAAACCUGUAUUAUUGUUGUAAAGAACAUACGAAGAAAAGAAAUUGAAAACCGAAUUGAAAAUGUAAAUUCUGGUAAAAUUAAUGACACGAUUUAUCAUUUGAUGAACGGAUAAUGUUUAGCGCCCAUUGUUUUCGAUUUUGUCUCUAAGAUUGUAACAAUAGAAGGAAGUAAGUCAACAUUGAACUAUUUUUAAACACUGACCCCACAUUUCAAAUGUAUUAUGAUAAUUUUAAAUUAAACAAUUUAUGUAUAAGUUAAACGAUUAAGCAUCGAUAAUCGAGGUAUGAAUUUAAGAUUGCAUAUUAAUCCAGUACUACCUAUCUUUGAGAACCGUUCAUUUUAGGGACUUCCAAUUCACUAAUUAGAUUUCAGGAAUUGAUGAUAAUGUUUUAAGAAUUCGAAUUAGGUACUCUGAAAAAGAUACUUACCCAGGAACACGUGACGUUUGUGUAUUCUUAAACUAAAAGUAGCGAGAUUUUUGAGCGAAUAAAUAUACUAACAAAUAAAGACGAAAUAUUUGUUGAUUAAGGAGGAAAAAUUAAAUAAAGAGGAAAUAUUUGUUGAUUGAGGAAAAAUUAAUCAAUGAUGGAGGACACAUAGACUUUACAAAAAAAUUGCAGUAAAAUUUCACGUUUAUAAAUCGUGGUUAUCUUCGCUCGGCAUUUUCUAAUACGAUGAAAUAUAAAAUAGCAACAGACAGAAAACAUAAUUUACGAAGGGUAUCAAUAAUCGAGUAGCGUCCAUCGAAUUGAAUUUUCCAGUAGCACGAAGUAUCGACCGAGAAGGAAACAGUAGUCAAAUGUUCUCUCACGUUUCCAGUAAUCUGAGAGUGUCAAUUUUCGAUGUAUUUUAAUGUAACGUGAUGUUUUGAAUUUUUAUUUGUAUUAUUUACAUUACGUACAAACGUUUCGCCGAGCGAUGAAAUCUGAUAAGUCGAAGGAUCGAUGAGCACGGUACACGAAACUUGAAAAAUGACAAUGCGAAAUAUCAAAGAUACCAGGAAAAAAAGUCACAGACAGUUUGGUUGGUUAUAUAAGGUUCGUCAACAAUGAAAUAUCAGAAAUUAUACCUACAAUAACAUAGUUUAAAAUUUCUCUGAUUCUGUACAUGUAUAUUAUUUCCGAAUUUAUUAUAGUUUAUUCUAAUUAUUUGAGCCUCUAAUUUUCCCAAAAUCCCUACAAUUUUAUGCUAUAUUGUACAGUUCUCGAUUCUGCCUAGAACGCACUUACUAUAAUCAGUAUUAGUGUAGUGUCUAACCGUAAUCACAUUUCUUAUUUUUAAACAAAAAUUUAUAACUGUAUAAUGUGAUGGUUAAUUAAUGCAGCAUGAUACUUAUUAGUAUUUUCGUCUUCCUACUUUAGUACUCAGAAGAAAAUGUACACAUUAAUAAUGUAGAAUUUCAAUUUCCAUGAUAAUCGAUUAAAUUGAAUUGCCAAAUUCGUAGAGGACAAUUAAAACGUUGAUAUAGAAAGAGACAUUUUUCACAAUUCGAAUAAAAUCAAAAACGUAAUUAAAUAAAAAAUAACUUGAAAAAUUGCGUUCAAUACUUUGUGAAUUUCCUUACCUCUAGUAAUGAACUAUAGAGUAGCAUUUGCAAUAUUGAUACACCAUCUAAGAUCUACAUUAAAAAGAAAUAAAUUUCAGGUCUCUGAUUAACAUUUUAUUGUUCAAAGUCUCGCAAGUACAUUUUUAGAGACUUCAGAAAAUCCAGCAGAUCUAUUCUACAUACUUUACAAAAUCGAGGAAAAUGAAAUUGGAUCUUUCCAGGUCCCUAGAGUAGGAAGACACCUUAGCGGACCUUUUUGAUCGUUUAAAUGUGCUUCUGAUUCUAGCGAAUAAUCUUGCGUAUGAUUCCACCAAAGAUUUAGCGUUUCCAAAACUCGCUGCACAAUAACAGCAUUUUCUAACAAGGUUCUCCGCGCGCAAAAGUCAGUAAAACCUGUGCCUGCCAUACCAGCUCGCUUUAAAGGAAGAUCUUUGCGUUUGUGCGUGGACCGUGUGGAUCUAAAACAUUGGUCGUCCAUUUUGAACAGUAUCGCUGAGAAUCGGAGUCUAUUAAAAAUCAAUGUGUACAGUCGCAGUAACUGCCGAAAGAUACGAGAGAAAGUAAAUACCGAAGAGAAGCUAGAACAUUUAUGGUAAUUGCUUGCAGAGACCUAUAGAUUCGUUCGAAUUUUAAUAUUAAUUAGCGAAUACGACACUCGAGAAGAAAAUCAUAUUACGUCUUUACGUUAGAACAAAAUCGCGCGAGUGUAAAUUCUAUAGCUACCGAGCAGCUUCUGAAAACGAAAAUAAUUCCAUGAGAAGCGACUAGGAGAAGGGACUUUUGAAUGUGUUGCUUCCCCAAGCUUAAACUUUAGCACCCUUUCCGUUAAUUGAAACAUUCAUUAGAUUGUUGCGCAUGAGAAAGCUGAUUCCAAAAUUCAAAUGAUUCUUCACCCGUUCGUUAGUUCGUAAUUUUUAAUUUCUCAUGUUUUAUAAAAUGCUUUCCUUAUUGUGUAUUAUCUAUCAGAAAAUUGAAUAAAGUCUUGCAACGCUCCAUUGAAAGCUUCGAUUCAAGUUUCCGUUCUAGUACAUCCGAAGGAAAUAGUUGAAUCAUUUAUUUCUAAUUACUUGUAACAGCUAUCUCCAUUAAUAAUUCCCUUCCAUAGAAGUAACACCGAACCUGUCGACAAAAUUGCAUUUUAUGUGCAACAAUUUAAUACUCUAUGACAACCUUUCAUGUAACACGAUAUUAAUGCAUCUAAAUCGACAAAAUCUCACCAGUUCCUCCACAAAUCAUAAUCCAGUUACACCUGUUACAUCUGAGUUCUUCGUAUCUAACAAAUUAUCGUCAAAAUUUCUACAUACACGGUUUAAUUAUCUCAAAUAUAUAAAUUACUCUCUCACAAAAAAAAAGAACUUCCCCAUGUUCGCCUUUCGGAUACUACUCGCGGAAAGUUUAAGCUUGCAGAUCGGAUUGUCUGGACCGAUGGAUGAGAGAGAAGGGAGAUCGCGGACUGGUAGCAAAGAUAAACUGGGACAGACCGUAAACAUCACGCUGUCAAAGAAAGUGGAAGAACACGAGAGUUUCGAUCGUCCAGGCGAUGUGGGAAGGAUCGAGCAUGGCCGAUCGUGUACACGAACAUCCUGCUGCGCUGCCUCGUCGACGCGAUGGCCGUCUGCGCGAGGGAUGCGAGGAUCACUUCGAUCACGAUCGACGGGAUCCCGCUGUCGUCCAGAUACCUGAACAUCCUUUGCUUGGGUCUGAGGAACAACGAGACGCUGACACACCUGUCGUUAACGAGAUGUCGUAUAGGUGACGUCGGUUGCAACAGCGUGCUGGAGAGUCUGGGGAACAAUCCGAACCUCUGCAUCCUGAACCUGUCGGGGUGUCGAUUGACCAGGAGGAGCGCCAUGAGCCUGUACCUGUUCUUGAAAAGGAGGGGAGCUGACUUGCUGCAGAACGUGUGGGUGGAGACAUCUGCGGAGACGAGAGAGUACCAUUCUGCUGGGAAGGUCCAAGGGCUGCAGAAAUUAAUUUUAAAUCAAAAUCCAAAAUUUGGCGACAAUGGCGUGCACCAGUUAAUGUACGCAGUGAAAUUCGAUUGUUGGUUGAAGUCAUUGAGUUUUAGACACUGCGGAAUAACGAAACAGGGCGCGGAGAAUAUAAUUAAUGUUUUGCAAUCGAACAGUGUUCUGAAAAAGGUAGACCUUACUCAGAAUCGUAUUCCUAUCAAUACUUUCCAAGUACUUCGGAAGAUUUUGAAGAAGAGGCAGGAGACGGUGGAGGAUAAACUAUUGAAGAAACGGUGUUUCGUAAACUGGAAGAAAGCGUCCAUUAAGCAGAUGUUUCAGAAAAAUAAUAUCCGAGGAUCUGCAUCUAGGAAUGCGAAGCAAUUGUUAAAUGCAUCGAGUAAACAUAACCGGAAUACUCUAUCAAAAAAUUAUCCGUUCAAGAGAUUUCCAAGAAUUCGAGAAAGAUCGAACCAAUUAAAACGGAUCAAGAACACGAAAAGAGAACCUAUUUUGAAGAAGAAGAACUUGCGUAUCCUGGAAGGACAAUUACUGGAUAUAAUUGAUUCUAACACUAAAUUAAUGAAAGAGUGGAUGGAUAACAAAGCAUUGCUGGCCACAGAACUGCAAGAAAGAUCAAGAACAGAAAGCGAGAUGAAGAAUGUGUCGUCGCAGCUGAACGACCUAAAGAGUAAAGUGAUCGUAGCUAAUUUCCUUCGCUCAAAACUCAGCGAUGAAAAUAAACUGCUACAAAGGAAUCUGCAACAUUUUCUUGGGAAGUUAGAAAAUCUUUUGAUAACAGAGCAGCAGCCUGAUGCUGAGAAAUAGGAAACCGAAGAUGUUUCGAUUACGUAGCGAUGCAGUUACCUGUCAGAAAUCGAGAGAUGUCGAGAGAUCAAUUUAGGGAGAAUUUAAUGAAUUAUGUGGUAGUUUUAUUUCGGAACAUUGUACUUUUAUUUUUCCCUGUUGCUGGUGCAGCACAGAUCAUGCAAAUAUUAUGAAAGAGAUAUAUUCUUUUUUCUUUUGGUCUUACUCACUUUUAUUUUAAUGUUAUUUGUAAUUGAAAUCGUAUACCUAACAAUGUAUUUAUAUAAACUAUUCAAGCUUCAAACUCAUUGAAACAUAUUUAGAAACUUAUCUAAUGUACGUGAUCGCUACGUGAUGAUACUUAAGUAUUUCUAACAUUCCAGCAGAGUAUUGUGGAAAAUAGUAGCCAAAAACGUCAGCAAAUCUUUUGACAGGGGAAGUAAAAAGUAUUAACUCAGUGAAAUUCUGGUAUAGCAAAAAGUUUUUUGACAACUUUCAAUUAGAUGUUAAUAUAUAAUGUUUACUGAAAAUCUUCAUCUCGAUGUAUUGUAAUAAAGAUAUUUUGAAAAAAAAACAUCUUUUAUGUAUCGAUACAUAAUAAAUGUUCCAUUGCAGGAAUAUGUCUUACUAUAGUUUAAAAGAACCAUAGUUUUGAAAAAUUGAAAUAAAAGGAAUUCAAUCCACUCACUUGAGUUUACUUAUUAUUAAGACCUGUAAACUUCAAGCAUUUAUUAUAAUAAUAAAUUCUAUCAAUGUAUUGUAACAGUUAAAUACAAGCGAAUAAAGUAAUAAAAACACGAAUU
This is a messenger RNA of Nomia melanderi (Alkali bee), 33918 nucleotides long. The record is from RefSeq and is a predicted model, not a curated record. NCBI's taxonomy places the organism in Eukaryota, Metazoa, Arthropoda, Insecta, Hymenoptera, Halictidae.